This is a messenger RNA of Sciurus carolinensis (gray squirrel), 2815 nucleotides long. RefSeq names its product complement C8 alpha chain (gene C8a). The transcript has 11 exons. Gene Ontology annotation, molecular function: protein binding. Gene Ontology annotation, biological process: immune response. Bases 91 to 1845 code for a protein of 584 amino acids. Lineage: Eukaryota; Metazoa; Chordata; Mammalia; Rodentia; Sciuridae. The record is from RefSeq and is a predicted model, not a curated record. Gene Ontology annotation, cellular component: membrane attack complex.
GAUAGAUGUCACGGGUCCCAGCCUGUAGACAUCUUUUACUCCAACUCCCUGUUCCUUGGAGUUAAUGUAAGCUGGUGGCUUCUGGAUGAGAUGUUUGCUAUUGCUUUCCUCCUCUUGUAUUUGAUGACUUGGCAGCCAGGGGUCACCGCACAGAAGGCGAACCAGAGAGUAAGUCGGGCAGUGACCCCCACAGCAGUUGCCUGCCAGCUGAGUAACUGGUCUGAGUGGACAGAAUGCUUUCCAUGCCAGGACAAAAAGUACCGAUACCGGAGACUCUUGCAGCCAGACAAGUUUGGGGGAACCAUAUGCAGUGGUGAUGUCUGGGAUCAAGCCAGCUGUUACACUCCCACACCUUGUCUGAGACAAGCACAGUGUGGACAGGAUUUCCAGUGCGUGGAGACAGGUCGCUGCCUGAAACGCCACCUUGUGUGUAAUGGAGACAGGGACUGCCUUGAUGGCUCUGACGAGGACAACUGUGAAGAUGUCAGGGCCCCUGGAGAUGACUGCAGCCAGUAUGAACCGAUUCCAGGAUCAGAAAGGGCAGCCCUGGGGUACAAUAUCCUGACUCAGAAAGAAACUCAGAGUGUGUACGAUGCCAGGUAUUAUGGCGGCCAGUGUGAGAUGGUGUACAAUGGGGAAUGGAGAGAGCUGAGGUAUGACCCCACCUGUGAGCGUCUCUACUAUGGAGAUGAUGAGAAGUACUUUCGGAAACCCUACAACUUCCUGAAGUACCACUUUGAAGCCCUGGCAGAUACUGGGAUCUCCUCAGAGUUUUAUGAUGAUGCCAAUGAUCUUCUUUCUAAAGUGCGAAGGGUCAGGUCUCAGGCGAAUGGAAUCACCUUUGGCAUCAGCCUAAAAGGUAGCCCUGUAACACUGGAUGUGAGUGUAUCUGGAUCAGAAGACUCUUCAUUCCUGAAUAAGUUAAGCAAGUAUAAUGAGAAGAAAUAUGGCUUCAUGAGAAUCUUCACGAAGGUGCAGACUGCCCACUUCAAGAUGAGGAGACAGAAUAUCAUGCUGGAUGAAGGAAUGCUGCAGUCGUUGAUGGAGCUUCCAGAGCAGUACGAUUACGGCAUGUACGCCAAGUUCAUCAACGACUAUGGCACCCACUACAUCACGUCUGGAUCCAUGGGUGGCGUUUAUGAAUAUAUCCUUGUGCUUAACAAAGAAAAAAUGGAAUUGCUUGGUAUCACCAGUGAAGACGUUCAGACAUGCAUUGGAGGUGCCAUGGGCUUUGUAUAUGACAAUACUAUAAAAAUUGGAGGAAGUUUAUCAGGAGAACGUUGUGAAAAAUUUGGAGGUGGCAAAAUUGGAGAAAGAGACAAGUGGGCUGUGGCCGUGGAAGACGUCAUUUCUCGGGUGCAAGGUGGCAGUUCUGGCUGGGGCGGUGGCUUGACACAAAACAUCAGCGCCACUGCAUACCGUUCCUGGGGGAGAUCAUUAAAGUAUAAUCCUGCUGUUAUUGAUUUUGAGAUGCAGCCUAUCUAUGACGUGCUGCGCCACACAAACCUGGGGCCUCUGGAGACCAAACGCCAGAACCUGCGCCAGGCCUUGGACCAGUACCUGAUGGAAUUCAAUGCCUGCCGCUGUGGGCCCUGCUUCAACAAUGGGGAGCCCAUCCUGGAGGGCACCAGCUGCCGCUGUCAGUGUGGCCUGGGUCGCCAGGGCCCUGCCUGUGAGCGAAUGGAGCUAGAGGGAGCCAAAGCAGAUGGUCGCUGGAGCUGCUGGAGCUCCUGGACUGCAUGCAGAGCAGGCACCCAGGAAAGAAGGAGAGAGUGCGACAACCCUGCUCCCCAGAACGGAGGCGCCUCAUGCCCAGGGCGGAAAGUGCAGACCCAGGCUUGCUGAGCACCGGGGCACAGGUUGGGCCGGAUGCUGCAUCGUGGCCCCUGGCACUGGCUAGUGGAUACAAUUUUCUUUCAGUUGAGAGAAAAAGCAAAUUAGCACAGACCCAUUUUCUUGGAUCAUUCAUGGCAUGGCAGGCUUUUCUAGCAUGAACCUCCAAAUUCUUCCAGCCUCUCCCCACUACCCAAUUCUAAAUCUGCUUCCAUGUUGUAGAUAUUUUCGACAGCAGCACCUCCACUUUGCAGGAUCAUUUCUCUGUCCUCCUCUAUUCAGGCUGUUAUGACAAUACAAGAGGUGGCUUAUAAACCGCAGAAACCUAUUUCCCACAGUUCUGGAUGCUGGAAGUCCAAGAUCACAUUGUCAGCAGAUCCAGUGUCUGUCCAUAGCCUACUUUCUCGUUGACACAUGACUGUCUUUUUGCAUUGUGCUUCUACAUAGAGGAAGGGACUAGGAAUUCUCUGGGGCCUCUUUUAUGAAAACUCCACCUUCAUGAUCUAAUCAAUCCUUCCCAUCACCAAAGUCCAACAUCUUAAUAAUACCAACACUUUUGGGAUUAGGACUUCAAUACGUGAACUUGGGGGGACACAGACUUUCUGAUCACAGUACAUACAAUCAGUCCCAUAUCUCCUGGGACUAUUUAUGAUCUGUUUUUUUUUUUUUUUUUUUCCCCAAGAGAUGGUAAACUUGAAGACAGGAAUCAGCUUUGUUUAGUAGGGCACUAUAUUCACAGAGGCCAGGGCUGGGCCUUGAAUAUAGCAGGGAACUAGUCAGCAUCUGUGGUUUGAACCAAUGAAUGGAUUCAAGAGCCGUUUCAUAGAUGAGGUCUCUAUUGGUCAGCCUUCCAGUCAAUCUCAUUUGGAGAGUCCAACCAGUACCAUCAACUCAUCUUCCCUGACCUAUCCUUGGGAGAAUCAAUUAUUAUAGUCCCUCCUAGUGUCCCACAGCACUCUAGUAAAUCCUCAGGUAGAGAGCA